Messenger RNA from Paramecium sonneborni, 1781 nucleotides. The record is from the annotation of a GenBank genome assembly. NCBI's taxonomy places the organism in Eukaryota, Ciliophora, Oligohymenophorea, Peniculida, Parameciidae.
UUAUUUUUAUGUUGAACUUCUAAAGUGCUCAUCUACCAAAGAUUGAUAAGCGAAAUAAUAAAACUUCAAUAGAGCCCACAGUUAUUGAUGAAAUGCUGAUCAUGUAAUUGUUUAAUUAAUUUCAAGUAAAUCAGUCAAGGAUUACAAUACUGAAAAUAAAAUAACGAUGGGAGAUCAAAUUAUGUUGAAUUCUUUACGUGUCAUGUCAUUAUCAUUUAAAAGUAUAUAAAUUUGAUUAUAUUUUUCUAGAUAUUUGGAAAAUCGAAAACCUCUAAGGUUUGGAGAGAUUAGAGAAGUUACAAUUAGAUAAUAACAUUAUAUAAAAAAUUGAGAAUUUGGAUCAUUUGGUCAAUUUGCAUUGGCUUGAUCUCUCCUUUAAUUUAAUUAAAGAAAUUGAAGGAUUGGACAAACUAAUCAAUUUAAAAGAUUUAUCAAUGUUUAAUAAUUAACUAACAUCUGUUGGAGGUUUGGAUAAUUGUAAGUCAUUAAAUGUUUUAUCUAUUGGCAAUAAUAAAAUACCUUCAUUUGAAAUUGUAACACAAUAUUUUAGUAAAGGAAAAGGAAUGAAAUUCAAGAAUUUAUAAGUUCUAAAUGUAGCUGGGAAUCCAUUUACAAAAGAACCAGAUUAUAAAAAUCAUAUAAUUAAUUCCUUACCUAAUCUAAGAUAUUUAGAUUAUAGCUUCAUUGAUGAAGCAUAAAGAAAUUAAAUAAGAGAAUCAGAUGAAAAAUUUAGAACUGAUGCAAUUACAUAAGAAGAUUUUUUAAAACAAAUGUAAAAUUAAGAAUAAGAGGAGAAAAAUAAUAAUGAUGAAUUAUUUAAAAGAAAAAGUGCAAGAAUGGAUUUAGUAGAAAAGUUAAGUGAUGAAUUAAUUCAAGAUGAAGAAUUAGAAAAAGUUAAAACAAUGAAAGGAGUUGAAGAAGAAAUAAACAAAUUUUAAGAAAAGAUAAAAGAAACAGUUGAAAACCUUUAAAAGAAUGUUAUACAAAAGAAUACUGCAAAAUUAUAAUCUAUAGAAGUAAAUAAAGUAAUUAUUUAAAAUAGAAAUUUGAAUAAGCAGUUAGAGCAAGGGAGAUUAAGAGUGAAAAUGAAACUAUAUUAACAAUAAAAAAAUUUGAACAUCAAAAGAAAUUGGCAUUCAGAGCAAAAGAAAGAAAUGAAGAUGGUUGGAAAUAGAAGUUAGAAGACUUAAAUAAAGAAACUUAAAGACUUAAAGAUAAUUUACUCUCUACAGAGUUAUAAUUGAUGGUGGAUAUAGAGGCAGCUUUGGGAGAUUUUGAUGGAAAAUUAGGAUUUAUAACAAAAGAUAUGUCUGAUUAUGUUUCAGGGGAUCAUGGAUUUAAGAAGAUAGGUGAUUUCAUUAGAGAAUUUGGAACUAAAUUAACAGAUAUAGCGAAAUUAGAAUAUGAUAGAUACUAAGUAUUUGUUUAAUAAGGAAGUGAUCUAAGUGAAUGGGAUGAAGAUUUAUAAACAGUAUUUUAAUUAAAUUAAUUAUUAGUUAUUUGAAAAUAAAGAAACACUUCUGGGUACUGUUAGUAAUAUUAAAGAUAAUUUAUAAUCAAAAGCUAAUACUAAAGUAAAUUGAUCUAUUGAUGUUUAGGAUACCAAUAUUACAACAUCGAUUGAAAGAGAUAUCAAAUUAUUGGUGACAAGUUACAAGGAGAAGCAAUAUGAAAGAAAUAGAAAGAAUGUACUUCAAAUUAGCAAAUAAAUUGAAGAAUACACUAAAUAAAUAAGUGAAUUAUUGUAGACACACUCAGAUGAUGAAUCUGAAGGGAAUUGA